CUCCUCCUCAGCUUCAUGCGGGUCUGCAGUGAGGCAUUGUGGGAAACUCCCAGGGUAUUUUCCUCCCCCUCCUCUUCCCCUGCUCUUCAUCCGUUCCUCCUCUCUGCGGAACAGCCAGCUUCCAAGGUGUGACAUCAGCAAACAGAAGCCCUAAGGUGGAAGUAAAGGUUCUGUAACAUGAUCCAGUGGCAUAUUGUUUGAGCAGGGCACCCUCCUGGACCACGGAAUUAUAGCUGCACAAGGCCAGGCAGUUUUGAGGCGGAUCCUUUUUUAUUGGGAUUUUGGCUCGAGGGCCAAGUGAAGGGAGCCGGGGUCAGUCCAACCUGCUUUGUGCCUCCACCACCACCCCUUUCCGUUUGGUCCGAGAGCAGGAGUGGGUCGCCUCCGCUGUGCAGCUGAGCAAGAUGGAGUCCAAAGGGAGCACCCGCAGUGGAAAUAAGCCUGAUGCCAAAACCGCCAGCUCCGGGAAGCCAGAGAAGCCCAACCCUGGGCCCGCCACAGCUGCCGAUAAGAAAGAAGCCCCUUCAAAGGAGCAGCCGGCUCCUCCCGCCGCCACCCCAGCCAAAAAGGCAGCAACGGCGGCAGCCAAUGAGGCGGCCAUGCUGAACAACCAUGGCAACAUGAAGCCUAGUUCUGCUGGGGAGGGUGCGGAGGCCGCAGGUCACCCCGCUGACUCUGAGCACAAAGGGAACAAUGCGGAGGAGUCUCCGGGCAGCAGCAUUUUUGAGAACAUGAAGCCUCUGAUCAUCAUCGGAGGGGCGGCGGUGGCUGCCAUUGCUCUGAUUGUGGGAGUGGCUCUCCUUGCCCGGAAAAAAUAAAUUGGCACCCAAGAAGCGCAGGGGAGAGAAAUAACCCUGGGCUGAAUGUACAGUUCCUUUUGAAACAAAAUGCAUGUGGUAAACUCUAUACAUACCUAUAAAUAUGCCGUAUAUAUAGAGAAAGAGCUAAGUAGGUACAAACUGCAAUGCUGGCCGCUGCCUUGCUCCUAGCAGAUGCGCCAGCAUUGGCCUAGCGUGGGCACUUGGUGGGCUUCUGCUCUUUUGUGUAAUAUAACUCAGCUUGCAGCAGCAAUGUGUAUAGAUGGCUUUUCUUCUCUGGUCUGUAUGAGCUCUUGCGGUGUUUUCCUUCCCUUCCCCACCUUUUGUCCCUAGCUUGGCUCCAGGGUCACUCAGAGUUCUCAGCUUGGUUACGCUGGAUUGCGGUAGAGCAGGUGGAAAGGGAGAGUUUCCCAUCGGCAGGGUCACCUGUUGCCAUCUCUGUUCCAGCACACACUGUACAGUGGUGUGAGAAUGCUCACAAGCUAGAGCUUCUUUCCUGAUCCAAGGGGGAUAGGGUGUCCCUAGUACGCGUUUCGUCACAACAUUAAUGUGCUCACUCUGUGGACACUUUGCCUAAGUUUCAAAGUAGCAGCUGGAGCACGGGGGGCUUUCAAAGGUCAAGAAGCAAGCAUGGCCUGUUGAGAGCCACAGGGUAGCCUUGCCACCCCACCGUGCAAUAUAUGGGCAUGGUGACUUAUAGCCGCCUGGCUGUGGAUUUCAAUGGGCAUUCCAACUUAAUAGAACAUUUUCUGUUGAAGCACCUGGUCCUGUGCUGGUAAACUUCGUAUGCAGGACUUGAUGCCAUUGAUACUUAAAACAACUCAAUUCAAAAUAGGUGGAAGUCAAUGAGGCCUUCUGUGCAUAUGGAUUUGGGAUGAAUGCUAGUGCUUCACUGUGGAAGGUUGACCUGUCAUUGUAUGCCAUGUAUGGAAGGGGAAAGUAAGAAGCAAUUAUGGGUUGGUUGGUUGGUUGGUUGGUUGGUUGGUUCUUUCUUUCGCUUUCCUCUUUUUUUUUAGCUUGUGACCAAUCAACAACUGGAUUAUGGUUUAGGAAGUAUUUAUGUAUGGAGCACCCUGCCCAGGUGCACAGAUUUGAAAUGGAUGGAUUGUCUUUUGCUAUCUGACACUUUAUAACUCUAAUGCUGGAGGAGCCAGACAAAUGGGCUAAUCCCAUUUAUUUCACUGGACAUUUCAGUGCAGAGAAAAAAUGGCAACCGAUUCAUUGAGGCAACUCCCCCCCCCUAAAUAAAUUAGAACCAAUGGGCAUUUAAGAGGGGAGGAAAUUCCGUGUCCUGAGUUAGCCUUGCUACAUUGGUGGCCUUCCUAAAGAAUAAAAAUCAGAAUUUGAGAGGAGAAAGGAUCAAUGGAAUGUAUGUUGACGUAUCUUUGUUAAUAUAUCUACCAGAGAUAAUCCACUGACCAUAAGAGCAUUGGGACAUAAAUUGUAAUGUAGGGAUGACCGUUUGCAACAAGAAGCUUACAUGUACUGUAUAUUUUUGCUUAGAUUGAAUCUGAUGCGAAAGUGGUGAUUGACAUCAGAUUAGUGGUGGUGUUUGUUUGUUUUUUUAUUAAAAAAAGGAAAGGCUAAUUAGAUUGAACUAGGAGUUGUAAAGCUUUUUUCUGUUGUUAGGUUGGGAUAGAUAUGAGCAGCCAAGUUUUCGUCGCAGUACAGACUUGCUCAUAAAUUAAUGUGGGUACUAGAUUUCUUUUACAUUUUAGUCUCUGGACCCACAACUUGAUCAUGAAAUAGGAUGAGAUGGUGAUAGUGGCAGGACUACAGUUCGUCGUCUUGAAGACCAACUUUCUCUCCCUUUCUCUCGUAUUUAUGGUUGUGACGUGAUAGGUUAGGUCUAUAGGGGAAUCAUUCACCAACAGUCGUUGCUUAGUACUGUGGUGUCCCACUGUCUAGAAUAAUUCUCCAGAUCCCACAUCCAGUCUGAAAACACCUGUAUUUUUGUGUGUAUGUAUGUGUACAAGCUUUCCUAUACAAGCUUUCCUACCCUUACCUUAUUUGAGAAUAUCUGUGUAUAUAGUACAGUUUACUGGAGUCUUUGUAAAGCUACAAAACCUGUAUUCUUUGUACAAAAAGCAAAAGGCAACCAUUAUUUGCGCACCUGCAUUCACACAAAGUGUCCAUGUUUUGUGCCACUAGCAUUCCACCAUGCAGCAUCCGAAACCAUGGUUUCCUUCCAAUAAACGAAUGUAUGGUUAGCCAA
Messenger RNA from Lacerta agilis (Sand lizard), 3033 nucleotides. RefSeq names its product cell cycle exit and neuronal differentiation 1 (gene CEND1). The transcript is spliced from 2 exons. NCBI's taxonomy places the organism in Eukaryota, Metazoa, Chordata, Lepidosauria, Squamata, Lacertidae. Gene Ontology annotation, biological process: radial glia guided migration of cerebellar granule cell; cerebellar granular layer maturation; cerebellum development. Bases 405 to 818 code for a protein of 137 amino acids. The record is from RefSeq and is a predicted model, not a curated record.